UAGUAAUAAUAAGCAUACAAAAAUUUUUCUUUAUUAACACGGUGUUAGAAAAAAUUCUGUAAAAAUUAGUUCAAAAGCUAAAACCAACAAAAUGCCGGGCGGAAGAAGAGGUCUAGUUGCUCCACAAAAUACAUUCCUGGAGAAUAUUAUAAGGAGAUCCAACUCACAACCUGACAGUUCAUUCCUUCUAGCCAAUGCCCAAAUUGUCGACUUUCCCAUUGUGUAUUGCAAUGAAUCCUUUUGCAAGAUUAGUGGCUAUAAUCGGGCCGAGGUUAUGCAAAAAUCUUGCAGAUGUGGUUUCAUGUAUGGUGAGCUGACGGAUAAAGAGACGGUGGCCCGCUUGGAAUACACCUUGGAAAACCAACAACAGGACCAAUUUGAAAUUUUAUUAUAUAAAAAGAACAAAACUCCAUUAUGGCUUUUGCUGCAGGUGGCUCCCAUACGCAACGAAAGGGAUUUGGUUGUCUUAUUCCUGUUAACAUUUCGAGAUAUAACCGCCUUAAAACAACCCAUCGACAGCGAAGAUACCAAGGGUGUUUUAGGUCUAUCAAAAUUUGCCAAAUUGGCCCGUUCGGUAACGAGAAGUCGUCAAUUCAGCGCACAUUUGCCCACGCUAAAGGAUCCAACGAAACAAUCAAAUUUGGCGCAUAUGAUGUCCCUGAGUGCGGAUAUAAUGCCGCAAUAUCGCCAGGAAGCACCCAAAACACCACCUCAUAUACUGUUGCAUUAUUGUGCAUUUAAAGCGAUUUGGGAUUGGGUCAUAUUAUGUUUAACAUUUUAUACAGCAAUUAUGGUGCCAUAUAAUGUAGCUUUUAAAAAUAAAACCUCAGAAGACGUUUCAUUACUUGUUGUUGAUUCAAUUGUAGAUGUUAUAUUCUUUAUUGAUAUUGUUUUAAAUUUCCACACCACUUUCGUGGGCCCCGGCGGCGAAGUAGUUAGCGAUCCGAAAGUGAUACGUAUGAAUUAUUUAAAGUCAUGGUUCAUCAUCGAUUUGCUCAGUUGCCUGCCAUACGAUGUCUUCAAUGCCUUCGAUCGCGACGAGGAUGGCAUCGGUUCCCUGUUCAGUGCUUUAAAAGUUGUGCGUCUGUUGCGUUUGGGCCGGGUGGUACGCAAACUAGAUCGUUAUUUGGAAUAUGGUGCCGCCAUGCUGAUACUAUUGUUGUGUUUCUAUAUGUUGGUGGCCCAUUGGUUGGCCUGCAUAUGGUAUUCCAUAGGACGGACUGAUGCGGAUAAUGGGAUCCAAUAUAGCUGGCUUUGGAAGUUGGCGAAUGUUACACAGUCCCCCUAUUCCUAUAUUUAUAAUAAUGAUUCCACAGAACUGAUAAAUGGUCCUUCACGCAAGAGUAUGUAUGUGACAGCUUUGUAUUUUACCAUGACUUGCAUGACCUCGGUGGGGUUUGGAAAUGUCGCCGCGGAGACGGACAACGAGAAGGUGUUCACCAUCUGCAUGAUGAUAAUUGCAGCUCUGCUUUAUGCCACUAUAUUUGGUCAUGUCACCACCAUCAUACAACAGAUGACCUCGGCCACGGCUAAAUAUCAUGAUAUGCUCAAUAAUGUACGUGAAUUUAUGAAAUUGCACGAGGUGCCGAAGGCCUUAAGUGAACGUGUUAUGGAUUAUGUGGUAUCCACGUGGGCCAUGACCAAAGGCUUAGAUACGGAAAAGGUACUAAACUAUUGUCCGAAAGAUAUGAAGGCUGAUAUAUGUGUUCAUCUAAAUCGCAAAGUAUUUAACGAGCAUCCAGCAUUUCGUCUUGCCUCGGAUGGUUGUCUAAGAGCGCUGGCCAUGCACUUUAUGAUGUCGCAUUCGGCACCGGGGGAUCUACUCUAUCAUACGGGCGAAAGUAUAGACAGUUUGUGUUUCAUAGUGACGGGAUCGCUGGAGGUCAUACAGGAUGAUGAAGUUGUGGCGAUAUUGGGCAAGGGAGACGUCUUUGGUGACCAAUUCUGGAAGGAUUCAGCCGUUGGCCAGAGUGCGGCCAAUGUGCGUGCCCUUACCUAUUGUGAUUUGCAUGCCAUCAAACGUGAUAAAUUACUCGAAGUCCUCGACUUUUAUUCGGCAUUUGCUAACAGUUUUGCCCGCAAUCUAGUGCUCACUUACAAUCUCAGGCAUCGUUUGAUUUUUCGCAAGGUGGCUGAUGUGAAACGCGAAAAAGAAUUGGCCGAAAGGCGUAAAAACGAGCCACAAUUGCCUCAAAAUCAAGAUCAUCUGGUGCGCAAAAUCUUUUCCAAAUUCCGGCGCACUCCUCAAGUGACCACCGGCUCCAAAGAGGCCGUCUCCGGUCAAAGCGAUGUUGAAAAGGGCGGCGGAGGCAGCACAACUGGUGGAGGUGGUUCCGAUACCAUUGAUGCGGAUCGUAAUAAGAAGUUACCUGCCAAAUUAACAUUAACCGAGGAUUCCCGUAUUUUAACCACCGCUGCCGCACCCACCCCAUCACCCUCUCCAUCACCUUCAUCCGGUCCACCAUCUGCACGUAGUACACGUGCUAGCAAAUGGGGACGCCUUUUGGGUAGUUCAAGUGUCGAUUCAGCUAGCGAUACUAGCGCCAAGGUAGCCGUUUCGAGAAGUUUGAGUGCCCGCGAAAGUCUGCGUGAAAGCACUGCCGCCCAAGCGAGGCAGAGUAGUACUUCGAGUAGUAAUGGUGGACAAGGCAAUAAAGUUUUUCCAAAAGCUCCCAAACUGCAGGCCAGCCAGGCCACCUUGGCUCGCCAAGACACCAUAGACGAAGGCGGCGAAGUGGACUCCUCACCGCCCAGCCGUGACAGUCGUGUGGUAAUCGAAGGCAGCAGUGGCCCAGCCACUGUACUCACCGCUCUCUCCACCAAAGAGCGCAAUUUGGCCCUGGAAAGAGAAAGACAAAUCGAAAUGGCUUCAUCGCGUGCCACCACCUCAGACACCUACGACACAGGCCUAAGAGAGCAGCCACCCACAUUAGCACAGCGAGAUCUCAUAGCCACGGUGCUGGACCUGAAGGUGGAUGUACGCCUGGAAUUGCAGCGCAUGCAGCAGCGCAUAGGGCGCAUCGAGGAUUUGCUGAGCGAGGUGGUGAAACGCUUGCAGCAGGACUCCUCGGGCCAGACCACACCGGCUGAUGAUACGAUGUGUGUUUGUGGCACGACAACGGUGACAACGGCGGCCAGUGGCAGCAGCUCAGGGGGCUUAGUUGGUAGACGCCCAGAAGGUGGGGCAACACAAUCCACCGCUACCACACCAGCCGCCGAUACUGUUAUAACAAUAUCCACAGCUCCACCCACACCACCCAUCGGUGGAGUUGGUGGUGCUGGUGUGGGUGCAACCGGUGCAUCCGCUGCUCCAACGUCUACAGGUGCAGCUGCGACAGUAGCGGUCGGCCCAACCGCCACUACUGCAGCAGCAACUAGCUCAUCCAACCUGCUGAAUCCCGUGCAAAUGGUCACGUCGUCCACGGGUGGCAAUGGUCUAGGUCCUCUAAUGCUUAAAAAGCGGCGUUCGAAGAGCAGAAAAGCACCGGCGCCUCCCAAGCAGACCCAUGCUCAAGCCGCUGCUACUAGUGCCGCUCUGCAAAGUCCCGAGCAGCAGCGUCUGCUGGAAGAAGAACUACCCUCACCGGCCACCACACAGCCGCCCCCAGUAACGGCGGCCAUAGCCACGACAGUCGGCGGCUCAGCCACAGGCUCAACGGCUUUACUAACCACCUCAACGGCCACGCCAGCGGUUAGCUCAACAACGGGUGCUGCCAGUGGCAGCAGCAGUGGCGGCGGCGGAGGACGCUCUAAGCGAGAGUUUCUCUAG
Calliphora vicina (urban bluebottle blowfly) is the source of this 3769-nucleotide messenger RNA. RefSeq names its product ether a go-go (gene eag). Lineage: Eukaryota; Metazoa; Arthropoda; Insecta; Diptera; Calliphoridae. Gene Ontology annotation, biological process: potassium ion transmembrane transport; regulation of membrane potential. The transcript is spliced from 15 exons. The coding region runs from base 92 to 3769 and encodes 1225 amino acids. Gene Ontology annotation, cellular component: plasma membrane. Gene Ontology annotation, molecular function: voltage-gated potassium channel activity. The record is from RefSeq and is a predicted model, not a curated record.